AUGCUAGCUAAAGUCAAGAGUGUUGGUGUGCUCUGUACAGUAGUAUCGAUAGUGCUCUUAUUCACUCAUACCUACCUACGAUCAAACGUUGCUAUACAAAGUCAAAUAAUAGUUGGAAGAAGACAUCAUUCUACACAGAGUCAAAUAGAACUACCAAUAGUUAAAAGAGGAAAUCUUUCUACACAGACCAUAAAAAAGAGUGAUCCCACAAGAGGCUUUGUCGUAGCUGGUGACUUCUGGGAACAAUUUUCAUCUGCAAGUAGAAAUUUGCAAAAUCUUCAGUGCUGGGCAGGAAAGGUUGGAGCUAAGGUGGUGGAACCCUACUCUGUGAGCUCAAUGCUUCGCACAACAAUCGGACCACAGCAGUCCAAGCUAAAGUUCAGUGAUCUUAUUGAUCUGGAGUAUUGGAACCAAGAGAGUGUGAGGAUGAGAAAUGCAGAGGUUGUAUCAUAUGAGACGUUCCUGAAAGAAGCAACAAAAGAUGUUAUCAUAGUGCAACUCAAAUUCGUUAAAAGUAAGACCAGAACAUUGCAAGCAGAAGUGAAGCAAAAGCCCGACAAAUUCCAACCAAGAGAAAUCAGAUACAAAAACGGUUGCUCCAAACACAGUAAAUGGCCAAAUAAUGAUCUCAUCAGUCAAGCUGGCUUCAAUAUUGUACGAAAAGUUUGCUUCAACUUUGAAUAUGGAGACAAACUAACAAUUGAUGAAUUCAAUGAAGCUAUAUAUAACACACACAGCCCUAACAGUACUACAGUGUACUUUGAACAAUGGAAAGGACUGGCUGCUUCUGGCCGUAUAAAUGUUGUAAAUUCAGGAUGCUCAAAUACGGGUAUACAGGAGCACAUGCCUCCCAGUCCAAGGCUAUUAAAACAUGUCGACAGAUAUAUCACAAAAUACCUAACAAACAGUGAGUUUAUCGCUAUUAUUGCAAGGAUUGAAAAAUCAAAAAACGGACUAAGCAAGCGGCAAGGCUCUAUAGGAUACUGUCUAACAAAGACACUUGAGCAUUGGAAAAUGUUCUCUGCUAAAAAAAGUCUGAGCAAAACAUUUCUAUCCAUAGAUAUGGGAAAAUAUGGGAGCAAAAGUUUCAAACAAAAUGCCACGAUUCAGCAAGACUUUCAAAAUUUCUUUCAAGGUAUGUAUGGUGACAAGUGGAGCGUUGCAGAGUGGGAGCGAUCAUUUGAAGACAUUGGGGAUACCACCGAUGCAGGCUACAUAGCACUACUCCAGAAGAUGAUUGUCACAAGAGCAACGUGUGUGCUGUUUGUGGGUGGAGGGUCGUUCCAGAAGCACGCUCUGGCAUUGUAUCAAGCUAGAGUCCCUGAGGCUGAUUGGUGCAUUCAUAUAGUGCCUGUAUGUACUCAGAAGGGCAAUUUGGAACUUAUUCAUGCAUAGUUAAUGUUACUAGUAUCGAUCACAUUAAAA
Molecule: messenger RNA, 1425 nt
Organism: Halichondria panicea
Lineage: Eukaryota; Metazoa; Porifera; Demospongiae; Suberitida; Halichondriidae
Exons: 1
Coding region: 1-1395 (464 amino acids)
Source: RefSeq, a predicted model, not a curated record